Molecule: messenger RNA, 948 nt
Organism: Camelina sativa (false flax)
Lineage: Eukaryota; Viridiplantae; Streptophyta; Magnoliopsida; Brassicales; Brassicaceae
Source: RefSeq, a predicted model, not a curated record
UUUGAACCACUAAAAAAAAAAAAUUAUGUACAGUAAGUCUUCUAUGCAAGUCUUCGAGGAAAGUAAGACGAAGUUUCUCCUCUCCCUCUCUCUCUCUCUCUCUCUCUCAAUCUAGGUAUUGCUAAUUUACACAUCUUCGUCUCUUUUCCCUAUCAUCUCCAUGGCGGCUUCUUCUUCUUCUGGCAGCCGGAGAUACGACGUUUUCCCAAGCUUCAGUGGGGAAGAUGUCCGCAAGACGUUCCUCAGCCAUCUUCGUAAGGAACUCGACCGCAAAUCAAUCAUCACAUUCAUGGAUCAUGGGAUCGAGAGAAGCUGCCAAAUCGCCCCUGAGCUUUUAAAGGCGAUUAGAGAAGCGAGGAUCUCAAUGGUCAUCUUCUCUAAGAACUAUUCUUCUUCCACGUGGUGCUUGAAUGAAUUGGUUGAGAUCCACAAGUGUUACAAGGAGUUGGAUCAAAUGGUUAUACCCGUUUUCUACGACGUCGAUCCUUCUGAUGUUAGAAAACAGACGGGUGAAUUUAGUAAAGUCUUUGAAGAGACAUGCAAAGACAAAACAGAAGAUGUGAAACAAGAAUGGAAAAGAGUUCUAUCAGAGAUAGCAAGUAUAGCCGGAGAGCAUCUUCAGAACGGGAGUGACGAAGCAAGUGUUGGUGCGGGAUUUAGCACCCCCGACAUACCGAACUAAACCAGAAAGACAAUUUGGUUAUUUAACUGGGAAUCCGGUUAAGAACUCAGUUAGGUCAUUUAAGCCCACUUCGGGUAGAAGAAGCCCAACCUCGAGGGUGAAGAACCGACUUCCACUUCGUCUAGCGGCCGAUCUAAGAGAUAGAGUAACUUUCCUUAUUUCAGUUCGUCUCAUAAGUAAAGUUAAUAUCUAUGAAUAUGUAUAAAGGGGGAAAGACUUCUCCAUUGUAAAUCAUCCUUUAUUGAAUACAAUUAUUCAGUUCUCUU